This is a messenger RNA of Strongylus vulgaris, 563 nucleotides long. The record is from the annotation of a GenBank genome assembly. Lineage: Eukaryota; Metazoa; Nematoda; Chromadorea; Rhabditida; Strongylidae.
AUGCUCGCGCGGGUAUCGGGUUUGAAACGACAAGCAAUGACGCAAGCAUACAAGCCCUUUCGAGAAAAAAAGAGUGGAAUAUUAAGCCUUAAACUUCAGAUUGCCCAUCACAGUACCGAUGCCACUAAAAUCACUUUGGUGGGAGCAUCGUUUGGAGGGACAAUGGCUGCGGAGAUUUCUAACUACCUGAAUGUGCCCUGCGAUGUGAUCGCCAUAGACAGCGGAAAUAGUUACGAUACGUUAAAAGAGUAUUCACUACAAAAUCACGUGAAGAACUUGAAUAACGCACUGCCAUCUAAUGAAAUUGACGAAGAAACGCGGUUUUGGAUGCAGGUGAACUCAUGGGAUUUGCUACAAAUGCUCAGCGAUUACAAUCCCAGGAUCUACACCAAUAUACAAAACUUCCACAUUUUUUCAGUGGAUGGAUCGGACCUUGGAUGGGGGAGAUUUGCAACCAUUACUUCAACAAGGACGAUUGGUGGAGCACAUGCCGAUAUGUUAUCAAUGAAGUACAGCGCACAUCUUGCUACUGAAAUUGUUGAUGUUCUGAAGUGCAGUUGACA